UGCCGACGAUAACAUGUGAGACUAAGCGGUGUAUCCACGUGUAGCAAAACGAGGGUUUGGUAGUUGACGAGAGGGGUGGUGGAAGCAGUGGCACCCAUGGAAGGCCCCAAGCGCCCCCUCGACCUAUCCUCCGCCGCCGCCGCCGCUGCUGCCGGCGAGCCCAACCCCGCCUCCCCCUCCCCUUCCUCCUCCUCAUCCUCCUCUGCUUCCGCGUCCAAGCGCCGCCACCCCCCCUCCGCCAGGGUCCCCUUCCGGUCCCCUCCCCCGCUGAAGCCUUCCUCCGUCCAGAUCAUAUUCCGUAUCCUUUGCCCCGGUGACAAGUCCGGCGGCGUCGUUGGCAAGGGUGGCGCCUUCCUACGCCGGUGCCGGGAGGAGACCGGUGCCAGGAUCCGCGUCGAGGACCCCGUCCCGGGCUCGGACGAACGCGUGGUCGUUGUUGUCGCCGAGGCCCAGCCGAAGAGGUGGGCGGAGGCCGGCGGAGGAGAGGCGGAGGCGGAUGCCUCGCCGGCUCAGCGCGCGUUGAUUAGGGUUUUUGAGCGGAUACUUAGGGUCGACGAGGACGGGCUUGGGGAGGGAAUUGAUGGAGGAGGAGGAGGUACCAAGGAGAAGGGAAUGCAUGGGUUGGUACUUUGCCGGCUGCUGGCGCAGGGCAACCAAGUAGGUUCCGUUCUAGGGAAAGGUGGGAAAGUUGUCGAGAAGAUCAGACAGGGGAGUGGAGCUCAAGUUAGGGUUUUUGGGAAGGAUCAGGUGCCAACAUGUGCCUCUGCUGGUGAUGAGCUGAUCCAUAUAAGUGGGAGUUUCUCUUCUGUAAAGAAAGCUCUUCUAUCUGUGUCGAGUUGUUUACAAGACUACCAGAGGACAGAACCGACUAGUUCUGCCAGAACUGUUCCCCUUGUACCUAUGGACCCUUAUGCUCAUUGGAACUACUUGCCCAGCCCUCAUGUAUCAGAGUAUCAUUUUCGAGGUUAUGCACCAAAUCCAGGACCAGAAAUCAGUCCAUCCAGCCAGAGGAAGGUUGAGGUUGUAUUUAGAAUGCUAUGCUCAAAUGACAAAGUUUGGAGCAUUAUUGGGAAAGGCGGUAUUGUUAUUCGGACAAUGCAAAAUGAAACUGGUGCUUCAAUUAAGAUUGCAGACCCUGUGUCAGAUUCAGAUGAAAGGGUUAUUACAAUAUCUGCACAUGAGAUUUCAGAAUUAUGUCGAUCUCCUGCGCAAGAUGCUGUACUUCGUGUUCAUUCUAGACUUUCAGAGAUGCUUGACAAAGGCUCUGCUGUGGCUGCAAGACUGCUUGUUCCUUCACACCAAAUUGGAUGUUUAUUAGGUAAAGGUGGUGCAGUAAUUGCUGAAAUGAGACGAGCUACUGGGGCUAGUAUCCGGAUCUUUUUGAAGGAACAAGUUCCCAAAUGUGCUCAACCAAAUGAUGAAGUUGUUCAGGUAACAGGUACCUUUCAGUCUGUUCAGGAUGCAUUGCUUCUAAUUACUAGCAGGAUUCGGGAUAUUAUCUUCCCGUUCAAAACUUAUUCAAGUGCGGGAAUAGGCCAGUCGGCUCAUGCAACAUAUGAAAUGCCUUUUGUUUUGCCUACAGCAAGACAUGAACUGACCCCUUCCGGAGCUAACCCCCCAGUAAGUAUUUCUGAUAGUGCAGAUCAUGCUGUUGGUUUCCACAACACUCUAGAUAGGCAACAUCCUGUCUCACAAAGUGUAGAUCAACUUGGGGUUGAUCGAGGUUCUUAUGGCAAUGAGACAACAAGACCUUGCCCCCCUGCCACUGAUUGUGCUGCCCCUACAUUGACUCCUGAGGUAGUGAAUAGUGGAAAUACCAGAAGAAAUCAGGAUGCUGGAACAAGCUUAGAUUUUGAAAGUGGGCUGAUUGGAAGUGGCAGCCAGGCCAAUGUAGUAAGAAGCAAAACUGUUGAAGUUGUAGUUCCUCAGCAAUAUCUUGGAUUUGUUUAUGGUGAUAAUGGCAGUAACCUUGCUGACUUAAGAGAGAUAUCAGGGGCAAAGGUUGCAGUCCGUGAUCCAAAUCCUGGGGCCACCGAAGGAGCGGUCACCAUAUCUGGGACCAUCGAGCAGACCCGAACUGCGCAAAGUCUUCUCCAUGCUUUUAUCUUAUGUGGGCUAGAGCACAACUGAGGUUUUUGUGGUUGGUGACUUUCUCAGUCUUGAAUAUUAGGAGGUUUUUGCUGUGAAUCUAUGCUUGCCCCAUUUUGCUGGCUCAAGAGGUGUGGAAUGUGGCUGUUGCUUUUUAAUAGGCAUCUGCUAAUUUGCAGGAUCCGCUUUUUGCGACUGGAAAGGUUUGCAUGAAGUUGUUUAUAUAUUUAUGGAUAUAUAUUCUUUCAUCAAUCUCUUUGUAUAUGAAUGUUUAUAUGAAUUUAAGUUUCGUGA
Messenger RNA from Musa acuminata AAA Group (dessert banana), 2382 nucleotides. RefSeq names its product KH domain-containing protein HEN4-like. The record is from RefSeq and is a predicted model, not a curated record. Gene Ontology annotation, biological process: regulation of gene expression. The transcript has 7 exons. The coding region runs from base 97 to 2130 and encodes 677 amino acids. Gene Ontology annotation, cellular component: nucleus; cytoplasm. Gene Ontology annotation, molecular function: mRNA binding. Lineage: Eukaryota; Viridiplantae; Streptophyta; Magnoliopsida; Zingiberales; Musaceae.